AUGGAGAAGACAACCGAGGACACAGUAUCCUCGCAGGAAGAAUCUCAGGAAACGGCCAAUACCUCGCUGACACAACCAGCCACUCAGCCGCCGCCUGCGCUUUCGGAGGAGGAGAAAUCACGUCUCUGGGGUUAUCUGGUUCCUACCUCAGCAAGACUCCCCCGCAUCGAUUUUUCUCGGGAGAAACACGUUUACAUGAUCGGUCGUCAAUCAACUACCGGGCAGCGCAGAGUUUGCGAUGUGGAAUUCGCUGGCAAUGGCAUUAGCCGCAGGCAUUGCCGGUUGGAAUGGAAUGGCGAAGAUGGAGAGACAGCCAUGGUCAAGGUAACGGAUCUGUCCACGAAUGGCACAUUUAUUAACGGAGUUCUUAUACCUCCUAAGAGCUCUGAACUCUUGCGCGAUGGAAACAUCCUCGCAUUCGGACCCCAACCAAAGGAGCGUUAUCAGUUCCAUCUUGCCAGGUUCGAGUUACCAAAAGCAGGAUUGCUUCACUCGUACACGCUUGCCCACUUUCUCGGCAGUGGGGCAUUCUCUACGGUGAUGAUGGGCAUGCAUCGUGAGACGGGGAAAAUAUACGCGAUCAAGAUGAUCAAGAAUAAAGCCAGACCGAUGGUCAGCCCAGAUCCAAGCCGCGCUGAGGAUAGCUUAGUAUGGACGUACCAGAAAUUCGCCGGGACAAACGAGUUCAAGAUCAUGGAGAGACUCCAGCAUCCAAAUAUCUGCGAACUCAAGGAGUUCUUCAUCGAAGAGAAUGGGGACAUCAAUCUUGUGUUGGAGUAUGUCGACGGAGGCGACCUUCAGGCCUACGUCGCUAGGGCCGGCCGAAAAUUAAACGAUCACGAAGUACAACAUGUAUCCUAUCAGAUUUGCGAUGCGCUAGCCUACAUUCAUGAACAAGGAGUCGCCCACCGUGAUCUCAAACCUGAGAAUAUUCUUGUCACGAAAGGCGAGCCUGUCCAAGUAAAGAUCGCGGACUUCGGACUCGCUAAGAUGCUGGUCGGCGAGACGGAGUUGAGAACUAGAUGCGGAACGAGACCGUUCUGUGCACCCGAAAUCCUACUUGGGCUCGACAGAGAAAAAGGAUACAGCCUCAAUGUUGAUAGCUGGAGCGUCGGCAAUAUUGUUUAUUACAUGUUUGUCGUCCAUGGGGCCUAUAAUCCCGAAUGUUGGACCCUGGAUAGAAGGGGGAACGUCGUCGACCCGGAUAUAGACUGGGACUCUCUGGGUAACUCGAAUGCCAGCCCCCAAGCCGUUCUCUUCAUCAAAUGUCUGCUAAAGCUUGAUCCCAGCAACCGGCUGGCUCUCAAGGAAGCCAUAUAUCACCAAUGGUUUGCCUAUUACUCUCCUCCCUUGCGGAAAGCACCCGAAAAGUAUCCAAACGUUCUUAAGGAGAAGGGGAAGAAGAACGUGAAAGUCACUUAUCUCGUUACCCCCCAAAACUCGCUUUCCCAUAUCCCCGGGUUAACUCCCCCUCCGCGACCAAUAUCGACAUCCACCAUUACGGCGGGGGAUCCUACGCCUUCCCCCUCUCCACGACCACAGCAACCCAUGCCCGUGCUCCCUGUGGAAGUUGUCGAUCCAGAUGGUUCAUUGGGCUCCAGUUUUUCGGACAUGUCACUCAAGGAUGACAAGGACGAGGAAGCAGGAGAAAGGACGGAUAAUGAAGAGGAGCCCAAACCUGAUGGACCGCAGAAGGCUCUCAAACGCGGCCAUUCUCAAGUCUCUUCCAACAACAGCAUAGGUGGGGAAGUGGCUCGACCAAGCGGGACAGCUCGAGCUGCAGAGGCGACCCCAACACAAAGAAAUCGCGUCCCCCGAGUUCCUGCCGGCAGGAAGAAGCCUCGGAUUGAAGAAUCCUAG
This is a messenger RNA of Pleurotus ostreatus (oyster mushroom), 1860 nucleotides long. RefSeq lists its product as uncharacterized. Gene Ontology annotation, biological process: protein phosphorylation. The record is from RefSeq and is a predicted model, not a curated record. The coding region runs from base 1 to 1860 and encodes 619 amino acids. NCBI's taxonomy places the organism in Eukaryota, Fungi, Basidiomycota, Agaricomycetes, Agaricales, Pleurotaceae. The transcript is spliced from 11 exons. Gene Ontology annotation, molecular function: ATP binding; protein kinase activity; protein binding.